AUUCGAAGUGGCUCCCACAAAAGCAGCUGCAGAGCCCCAGACAUUCAGAAGCCAACAGUGAAGGGGUCAAAAGCUGUCCUUCAAUGUUCACUGACACUUUGCGAGCCUUGGGGCAAGUUGGCAAUGCCAAAACGUGUUUUUAGGGCCUAUUGGCCAAUGUACAAGUCUUGGGCAGGAUUGCAGGCUCUGCAGAUGGUACCAAAGUAAAAGAGGAGAUGGUAACUGAAUAAUCUGUCAUCAUCCCUUAAGUGCAAAGUGAAAUGAGAGUGGAUUUUUCCUUCCAAAUCCACUUGGAGUGAGUCCCAAAAGACUCACUUUUGCGGCAAUCCCCACAAUGACGUCAUUGGAGAGGAGGUUAUAUAAUUUAAAGCGACCACAUUUCCACAGAGCUUCCCAGAAGAGAAAACACCUCCAAAGGCAGCUCUCACUAUCAGAAAACCCAGCUAAAGUUGUGAACGCCUUCAUUUUCUGCCUGAGGUCUCAGUCUGUCGGCCCAGGCUAAAGUGCGGUGGCACAAUCAUGGCUCGCUGCAGCCUCGACCUUCCAGGCUCAAACGAUCCUCCCACCUCAGCCUCUUGAGUUGCUGGGACCACAGGUCACUGUGCAUGGCAUCCUGGCCCCCUCUAGAGCUCCAGUCCUCCAACCAGAGCCAGCUGUUCCCUCAAAAUGCUACAGCCUGUGACAAUGCUCUGGAAGCCUGGGACCUGCUGCACAGAGUGCUGCCGACAUUUAUCAUCUCCAUCUGUUCCUUCGGCCUCCUAGGGAACCUUUUCGUCCUGUUGGUCUUCCUCCUGCCCAGGCGGCGACUAAACGUGGCAGAAAUCUACCUGGCCAACCUGGCGGCCUCUGAUCUGGUGUUUGUCUUGGGCUUGCCUUUCUGGGCAGAGAACAUUUGGAACCAGUUUAACUGGCCUUUCGGAGCCCUCCUCUGCCGUGUCACCAACGGCGUCAUCAAGGCCAAUUUGUUCAUCAGCAUCUUCCUGGUGGUGGCCAUCAGCCAGGACCGCUACUGCAUGCUGGUGCACCCUAUGGCCAGCCGGAGGCGGCAGCGGCGGAGGCAGGCCCGGGUCACCUGCGUGCUCAUCUGGGUUGUGGGGGGCCUCUUGAGCAUCCCCACAUUCCUGCUGCGAUCCAUCCAAGCCGUCCCAGAUCUGAACAUCACCGCCUGCAUCCUGCUCCUCCCGCAUGAGGCCUGGCACUUUGCGAGGAUUGUGGAGUUAAAUAUUCUGGCUUUCCUCCUACCACUGGCUGCGAUCGUCUUCUUCAACUACCACAUCUUGGCCUCCCUGCGAGGGCGGGAGGAGGUCAGCAGGACAAGGUGCGGGGGCCGCAAGGAUAGCAAGACCACAGCGCUGAUCGUCACGCUCGUGGUGGCCUUCCUGGUCUGCUGGGCCCCUUACCACUUCUUUGCCUUCCUGGAAUUCUUAUUCCAGCUGCAAGCAGUCCGAGGCUGCUUUUGGGAGGACUUCAUUGACCUGGGCCUGCAAUUGGCCAACUUUUUGGCCUUCACCAACAGCUCCCUGAACCCAGUCAUUUAUGUCUUUGCGGGCCGGCUCUUCAGGACCAAGGUCUGGGAACUUUAUAAACAAUGCACCCCUAAAAGUCUUGCUCCAAUAUCUUCAUCCCACAGGAAAGAAAUCUUCCAACUUUUCUGGCGGAAUUAAAACAGCAUUGAACCAAGAA
Messenger RNA from Mandrillus leucophaeus (drill), 1683 nucleotides. RefSeq names its product bradykinin receptor B1 (gene BDKRB1). The transcript is spliced from 3 exons. Lineage: Eukaryota; Metazoa; Chordata; Mammalia; Primates; Cercopithecidae. Gene Ontology annotation, molecular function: bradykinin receptor activity. Gene Ontology annotation, biological process: inflammatory response; G protein-coupled receptor signaling pathway; neutrophil chemotaxis. Bases 606 to 1664 code for a protein of 352 amino acids. Gene Ontology annotation, cellular component: membrane. The record is from RefSeq and is a predicted model, not a curated record.